This is a messenger RNA of Triplophysa rosa, 1423 nucleotides long. RefSeq lists its product as uncharacterized. The coding region runs from base 181 to 984 and encodes 267 amino acids. The record is from RefSeq and is a predicted model, not a curated record. The transcript is spliced from 6 exons. Lineage: Eukaryota; Metazoa; Chordata; Actinopteri; Cypriniformes; Nemacheilidae.
GCAUGCGCAGAUUGCGCACUGCGUCCUGUUUCGUAAAACGCGCAAUCGGUUGAAGCUGUCAUUUGUUAUGUACUUCAUUUUUAUGUAGUUCAUUUCUUAGUAGUUUGCCUUCCUCGCACAUUUUCUAAGCGAUUAAUUUAGUCUUUACCAGUUGGGUCUGCUGCUGGAAAAAGCCAAAGAAUGAGUGACGAAGACAAGAGAAGCACCAAGAAAAUAAAAAUAAAAUCAAGUGAGGGGGACACCACGGCGCCUACCAGAAAGAGACAGAAAAUAAAAGAAAAACACGACAAUAAGAGAGCUGGUAAACUGGACACCACAAAAGCCAAAGUCGAGCACUCUGGCACGGACAAACAUACAUCUGCCCAAUCAACUGAUCAUCAACUGUCCGAUGUAGUAAAAAACACCUGUGAAGAAAAGAGGAAUGUAAAAAGACAACUUGUGUUUAAAGACUACCCAGAGUUCACACCUAACGUGACUCCCAAAGAGGUUUUGCAGGCAGGCAGUUUUGGGGGCACCUAUUUCAGGCCAAUCUACUCCAGUAUCACAAAGCAACACUAUAAAGAUGUUUGGCAAGAGCUUCCCAAAGACUGGCUGGAAGGGCUUACAAUCUCUUCACAGGUAGCAUCAUCAACAUACAGGGAAAAUGUGAACGCCUACAAGGUGAAGUGUGGAGGCAGUCUAGAGAUGUGGGAAAGCAGUGGCUGGAUUGUUCCUCAAGACCCAUACGGAUGGUUCCAGUGGUACUGCAGAUUUUACCAGGGCCGGCGAACACAGGAUGAUGAACGCCAGAUCAGUCGGUGGGCCAAAUGUGCAGGAGUCAAAGGUCGCUGGCGGAAUAACCUCAUUACAAAAGUGGUUCGGUCCGGUUGUGCAUACGAUAACUUCAGCGUUUCCCCAGUUGUUAGACAGACUCUUCAACACUGGGGCUACAGACUCACUCUGGAGGACUACAAGGAAGGAGCAAAAAGAGUUAAACCCAAGUAGCAUCAACAUUCUCUUCCAAAACUGGACUCGUUCAGUUUAAACCGUAAUCCAGAAAUGGUGAACGAUCGUAGUAUAUGAAUUAAACUGAAAAUCUGUUUGAAUAGUUAAUGUCUUACCUGAAUGAGGACAUAUUUUUAGAUGAAUGGGAAGUUAUGAAGUUUUUCAUAAGUGUUUUUUAAGUGGAACAACUGUACUCCACAACUCUACAUUUAUAAAAACUGGAUCCAAAGCAGCACUAGAUCUGAGAGAACUUUGGUGUUAAAAAGGUGUGGAGUUUACCGCAGGGGGCAUUCUUUUUGUAUUUUUAUGACAAUGUUACUGUGCAAAUAAUAUAAAUAUUUCUUUAGCAACCUUUUCUGGAUUUGUUUUUUUAAGUGUCGUGUAAGUUAUUCUGUCAAUGAGUACAAAAUAUGAUUUUACUGACUUUGUUCAUUGCGCU